Messenger RNA from Pipistrellus nathusii (Nathusius's pipistrelle), 993 nucleotides. The record is from the annotation of a GenBank genome assembly. Lineage: Eukaryota; Metazoa; Chordata; Mammalia; Chiroptera; Vespertilionidae.
AUGGACACAAGGACAGUGCUGCUCGUCCUGCAGGCCCUGCUGGCGCUCCCGCCGGCCGGCGGCACCGCCCCCGCCCCCGCCCUGCGCUUCGUGGCCGUGGGGGACUGGGGCGGGGUCCCCAACGCCCCCUUCUACACCGCCCGGGAGACGGCCAACGCCAAGGAGAUCGCCAGGACCGCCAAGAUCCUGGGCACAGACUUCAUCCUGUCGCUGGGGGACAAUUUCUACUUCACGGGCGUGCGGGAUGCCGAGGACAAGCGGUUCCAGGAGACCUUCGAGGAUGUGUUCUCAGACCCCUCCCUCCGCAACGUGCCUUGGUACGUGCUGGCUGGCAACCACGACCACCUGGGCAACGUCUCGGCGCAAAUCGCCUACUCGAAGGUCUCCAAGCGCUGGAACUUCCCCAGCCCUUACUACCGCCUGCGCUUCAAGAUCCCGCAGUCCAACGUCUCCGUGGCCAUCUUCAUGCUGGACACGGUGACCCUGUGUGGCAACUCGGACGACUUCCUGAGCCAGCAGCCGCAGCGGCCCCGCGACCCGCAGCUGGCCCGCACACAGCUGUCCUGGCUCAAGAAGCAGCUGGCGGCGGCCAAGGAGGACUACGUGCUGGUGGCGGGCCACUACCCGGUGUGGUCCAUCGCCGAGCACGGCCCCACCCACUGCCUGGUCCGCCGGCUGCAGCCGCUGCUGGCCACGUACAAGGUCACCGCCUACCUGUGCGGCCACGACCACAACCUGCAGUACCUGCAGGAUGAGAGCGGCAUCGGCUACGUCCUGAGCGGGGCCGGCAACUUCAUGGACCCCUCGCGAAGGCACUUCCGCAGGGUCCCCAGCGGCUACCUGCGCUUCCACUACGGGGCUGAGGACUCGCUGGGCGGCUUCGCCCACGUGGAGAUCGGCCCCAAAGAGAUGAGCAUCACUUACGUCGAGGCCUCGGGCAAGUCCCUCUUCAAGACCAAGUUGCCCCGGCAAGCCCGGCUGGGGCACUUGUGA